This is a messenger RNA of Cherax quadricarinatus, 1615 nucleotides long. The record is from RefSeq and is a predicted model, not a curated record. Lineage: Eukaryota; Metazoa; Arthropoda; Malacostraca; Decapoda; Parastacidae.
CACAGCCUCAAGCACUACUAGUAUAAAAAUUGGGUGCGGUUAAAGGGAAGAGGAGACCUGAUUUGAAUUCCAGGGGGCGCUGUUGUGGUGGUGGCGGCGAUAGUGGAGCUAGUGGCGAUGGUGGUGAUGUUAAUGGUGGUAAUGAUGAUAUAUAUGCCGUGCCGAAUAGGAAUCGACUUCAAGCAAAAAAUAGUCAACUUGGACGGAGUUCCUAUCAAAUUACAAAUAUGGGACACGGCCGGGGAGGAAAGGUUCAGGACACUGACGACGGCUUACUACCGUGGUGCCCAGGGUAUCGUCCUCGUCUACGAUGUUACCAACCUCGACUCCUUCAACCACCUCUCCUACUGGCUCAGAAACAUUGAAGAGAACGCAUCGCCAGAAGUGGUGAAGGUGCUGGCGGGGAAUAAGUGUGAGGUGAAUAACCAGCAGCGAGCUGUGGACAAGGAGAGAGGACAGAAGCUAGCGGAGAGUUUCGACAUGCCAUUCUUUGAAGUAUCUUGUCGAGGAGACGUGAUGGUGCAGGAUACCUUCCUAACACUGGCCAGGCUUAUACGAGACCUGAGGCAGAGACGGGCAAGUUUGUUUGAAGAGCGGGAGCGGCAGCACGAGGGAGUCAAGUUGGAGGCAGAUCAGAAGGGUGAGAAUGGAGCCUCGGCUUGUGCAUCCUGUUGAGCCUUGGAGAUUUGAGCAUCUUGCUAAGACGCCUUCACCUACGUAUGUGUGUCGUGCCCAGACCUACAGCUGUGUGUCCUGCUAAGCUAUGCACAUCUACCAUCAUAAUGAUCUGCACCUCUUAUCUUGCUUUUAAAUACUCUUAAGGAAACAACAGUGAAAGGCAUGCAAAAUUAAUUCACCAUUUCGAAAUGUGUAUAAGGCGAGAAAAAUGCCGUAGAAAUACAAACUUCAAAAUAAAUGUAAAGAUAUUAAAUGUACGAAACAACAAAGACAAAGAUAGACUGAGGAACUGUUGAGAUGGAAACAAAAGAAAUAUAAAAUGAAGGAAGUUCCAGUGAAGUGUACGUCAAGAGAACCCAGCUGUGAUCAUAAGAGACAUGCAGUGUUUAUAAGUUUAUGAUUUUUCAUUGUAAAUAAUCAUAAUGAUGGUAUUUAAAUGUUAAAAGUAACACAAGCAUUGCUUUUUAAAACCAUAGAUGAUGAGUGUGUGGAAUGAAAGGGUUUUAGUAGACUCAUAAUAACAUGAGCUCAACACUGCAGUAAAUAGGCAACAUGGUAUGUGGUGCAAAAUGCUAAAAUUAACAGUGAUAACCAGCACACUAUUUUUCCAUACUGUAUGCUUACAUGUAACUCAUUCUUUUUUAUUUAGCUGCUCAUUUUUAAAUAAUUGUUAAAAAAGUAGAUUUUGAGAAAUCAAAGCAUUAGUGAAGCUACACCUUGUUCACACAUCGGGAGAGUAGCUACUACACGAAGGAAAGUGGCCAAAUAAUUAUGUUUAAUCAUACAGUCUUUGUUUUCCUAAUUCAUGUACACUUGGCCCUCAGUUAAGGCAGCAUUUACUAGCAAACUAAGUGCAUUACACGGUAUAAAAAUAGAAUGCCAGAUUUGCAAUUUCCUCUAUAUCCUAAUGCAUUCUGCUUAUGGUAUGAAAUAUAAA